CUAGAAGACGGCCGGCAUGCCGGCAGCGUGACGCUGAGCCAGGAAAAGCGAGGGAAUACGAGGAUCCAAGACCGCAUCCACGAAUCCAGUUUGCAGCCCCGGGAGAGCUGAUCACCUGCAAGCUUUUGCUCUCCGUGUUCCAUGCAACGGAGAAGCCGGCGGCAAUGCCAUGGCCGCUUCCAAACCAUCGCCGGUUUAUCAUCUCGAUGCCACCGUCUGGUAUACGAAGGUUGUCGUACAGCAGUCCAGUGGCGAACCUCAUGUGCGGCUGCGCGGUGUUGGCUCCGAAUCCGGUGCAGUUGUGGAAGACGUUGGGGCCGGCGAUGCUGUCUCCAGUAAUGAAGCUGACGGUGGAGAGCUAUGUCGAACGGUUUCGGCCCCUUUGUUGCGUUCGCGGUGCGGUGCAGGACCAAGUUCUGGGCCGUGACUCUCGUCCCAGCGAUGGCGAUCGAGGUAUGGAGCAACUCUCUAGGGUAUUUCAGGAUUGUGCCGCUGAAGUCGUGGAGCUCCAGGGCGACUCGGGCGAUGCGGGGGGCUGUGGAUAUCUUCUCGACGCUUGCGCCGUGAGCUUCGUCCAGGUAGUUCAUGUCCAUUCGAAACGGAAGAGGGAUAUCCAGCUGGAUGGAAGAGUCGAGUGUGGAGACCGUCUUUAUGAUCCGCUCGGCUUUGUAGCCGUAUCCCGGCCGCCAGUAGUCGCUCAUGUUCAUCAUCUGGAUCCACUGGGGGCUCCAAGUCCAGGUAAUACUCACUUGGUCUCCCUCGGAGAAGCCUGCUACUGAGCUUAGCCGGAGAGUUUUGCUCCCGGAAGGAACUGUCUCGACAACAGGUGACCGUGUGCUGUUUACUGUCGUCGCAGGAUUUCCAUGGAUCCGGAACAAAAC
Messenger RNA from Selaginella moellendorffii, 881 nucleotides. RefSeq lists its product as uncharacterized. Lineage: Eukaryota; Viridiplantae; Streptophyta; Lycopodiopsida; Selaginellales; Selaginellaceae. Bases 165 to 779 code for a protein of 204 amino acids. The transcript has 4 exons. The record is from RefSeq and is a predicted model, not a curated record.